This is a messenger RNA of Nicotiana attenuata, 1732 nucleotides long. RefSeq lists its product as uncharacterized. The record is from RefSeq and is a predicted model, not a curated record. The coding region runs from base 1 to 1674 and encodes 557 amino acids. Lineage: Eukaryota; Viridiplantae; Streptophyta; Magnoliopsida; Solanales; Solanaceae. The transcript is spliced from 5 exons.
AUGGCCAACUCCCUUUUGCCCCAAUCUUGGAAUGCACAAUCAUACUACAACAACUUCAACCUUGCCCACAAGGUGUUUGGUGCAAAGUCGGAUACGAAUACUGAUAAUGUUGUAGAUGUUGAAACAAUGCUACCAACACCAGAUGCUGUGAAACCGGAGGGUGUUCGUGGAAUUCGGUCUAAAGCCGCUAUUCUGGAUACUAUUGAGGCACAUUUUCCUAAUGAUCCCGAGUGUCAUGUCGCUCUAAGUGAUAAGGCAAAUGACUGUGCUAAUGCUGUUGAAAAUAAAGACAAAAAUGAGGAAGAGAAAGUUGUUACUAUUGGAAAAGAAAUACUGCAAUUUGUUCCUGCAAUGAUAGUGAAACCUUCAUCAUGGAUUGGUUCUACAUUUUCUUGUUCUGGUGACCUUGUCAUGUUUAAUUCUCAACAUGGACUUGCGCUAGCCCAAUGCUUGAAGGAGAUGUCGUGUGUACUUUUAAAUUGGGGGCCAAAGCUACUACCUCGCAGGCGAAGGCUUGAAAUAGAUGGAGUCGCUGAUGAAGAUGGUUGCGAUCCCUGUCAUUGCGACAUAUCUGGAUGGACCCCAAGUGGCUAUGAUACUGAUUGUUGUGACCCGAGUGGGUGUGACAUGGGUGGAUGCGAUCCAUGUGGCUGUGAUAUGCAGGAAUGCGAUAUGGAUAGCUGCGAUGCAGAUGGCUGCGAUCCACGUGGUCGUGAGGCAACUAGACUGUAUGUCGGGCGUAUAGUCCUAUGGCCCUAUGAUGAAAGACCUGGUGUCUGGAUGAAGUUGCAUGAAACAGUGUAUAUUAAAGAUGAUCUUGAACAAGCGUUGGCCGGAGCAGCAACGGAGAAUAAGACGGUAAUAAUUACUGUUGUAAAUAAAGCAUACAUAGAGGGAGAUAAACCAAUGCUAGAUCUCUUCUUGGAUGGUUUUUGGCAAGGAGAAGGCACUAGGGAAUUAGUGAACCGCCUUUUGAUCGUUGCAAUGGAUCAAACCUCGUACGAACGGUGCAACUCUAUGCAUCUUCAUUGUUAUAAGCUCGAAACAGAUGGUGUAGAUUUUGGUGGAGAAAAGUUGUUGUCUCAUGAUUUUAUCAUGAUGAUGUGGAGAAGAACCUUGUUCUUAGGUGAUGUUCUUAAGAAAGGUUACAACUUCAUCUUUACGGACACUGAUGUGCUAUGGCUAAGGAAUCCAUUUCCGAACUUGUACGUAAAUCAAACCGUAGACCUUCAAAUCAGUACAGACAAGUUCAACGGAAGCCAGUGGUAUGAAGAAAACCCAAUAAACACAGGCUUCUACAUGAUCAAAUCAAACAGCAAAACCAUAGAAUUGUUGGAUGCUUGGUAUGCCGGAAAAGACAACAUUAAUUCAACAGGAUGGAAAGACCAGGACGUUUUGAUCAAGUUAAUGAAAGAUGGGAAGUUCAAACAAUUGGGUCUCACUGUUAGGUUUUUGGACACCCUUUAUUUCAGUGGCUUUUGUGAUGAUAGUAAAGAUGUUAACGUUGUUGCAACUGUUCAUGCCAAUUGUUGUCCUAGUAUAAGUGCAAAAUUGGCUGAUCUGACGGCUGUCCUUCAUGAUUGGAGAAGAUUUAAGGGCUCGGAUGCAAAUCAGACAUCGACGUUUGGAUGGAGUACUCAGCAUGUGAAUUGCUGGGAUUCUUGGAAAAACUGAUGGGGAAUUUUGCAUAUGCAUGCUGACCUGAUUAAUUUUAUAGUCGAUUUUGAUACUA